AUGUUAGAUCAACUAUAUCAGCUUUUCUGCGUACCAAAACCGCCUUCUCUAUCCAUUUCUGAUCUAAAAUGCAACAACUUCAAUCAAUUCAUCGAUAAGACCAUGAUGUCAUCACUGACCAUUGACGAAAGCCAAAGCUUGCAAAAAAGUGCCACAGACGAAUUAUCGAAGCUGAUAGCUAAAAAAAGCAACAGCCCCAGCAAUACAAAGCGCAUGAUUAAUGACAUGUUCAAAAGUGCAGCAAAGGCUUGCCGUAUGGAUCGUGAACGCGCUCUAAUCCAUUGGUUAGAAAUCUGCGUUUUUACAGCACUUGAUCUCCAGGAUACAACAGGUAAUAGUGGUAAUAAUAAAUUCUAUACAGAGAAAACUGCUCCUACAAUUGAGGUAGUUUCUACCUCGACUGAAAAGAAGAGGUCUACUGCACCACAACAACAACAGAAAAAAAAUAACCGUAAUACGGACAAUAAGAAAAAGACAGCUAAUGAAGAGAAGAAAACUAGACAGAAAUAUGAAUCUGAAACGGAUGUUUCAUGGGAAGAGGAUGAUGGAGAAAGAUAUGAACUUAUCGGCGCUUCAGAUGACGACUAUAUACCUUCAGAUGAUGAGGCAGUUGUUCCAAAGAGGACAAGGCCCGUUAGAAAAACAGCUGUGGUUGCUAAUGGCGGUAGCCCUGAUGCGGCGAAGAAAAAAGUGCAACGGAGAAAAAAGAAAAAUGAAGGGCAAGUCGACCCUCCUUCGCCUUCAUCAAAGUUAGGAAAGGUAGCAGAAGCAACUUUACCUGUGCUUAAAGAAGGUGCUGGAUCUAAAGCUGUUGUCAAAUAUUUUAACCAAAUUGAUGCUCCAGUUGCGUCUAAAUCGACCGCUUUGUUAAAUGGAUAUUUCGCUAGAGCCUUCUUCUUCCCAUCCUCUGACAGUUUCAAUGCUUUUAUUUCAGUCUUGAAUUCAGCAACAAAGACGAUCGAUAUAUGCGUAUUCGCUUUUACAGAUGAUGAUGUAGCUGACGCAUUGAUAGCUGCCAAGAAACGUAACGUAGCCAUCCGAAUUAUUACAGAUAACCAGCAAGCAGCGGGUAAAGGUGCUGAUGCUAAAAGACUAUCAGAAUCUUACGGUAUACCAUUUAAAACAGAUAACACAACGGGUUAUAUGCACAAUAAAUUCGCUAUUGUUGAUAGUGCAACCUUAAUCAAUGGCAGUUUUAACUGGUCUAAGGGUGCUCGGUUUAAAAACAGGGAAAAUAUUAUGGUUACCAAUAUACCACUCUGUAUCAAGGAAUUCCAAGCUCAGUUUGAUGCUCUGUGGACAGAAUUUUAG
This is a messenger RNA of Mycotypha africana, 1311 nucleotides long. RefSeq lists its product as uncharacterized. The transcript has 4 exons. Gene Ontology annotation, molecular function: RNA endonuclease activity producing 5'-phosphomonoesters, hydrolytic mechanism. The coding region runs from base 1 to 1311 and encodes 436 amino acids. The record is from RefSeq and is a predicted model, not a curated record. NCBI's taxonomy places the organism in Eukaryota, Fungi, Mucoromycota, Mucoromycetes, Mucorales, Mycotyphaceae.